CCAGGCGCCAAGGAGGCCAGCGCGGGCUCAGGGGCAGGAUGCAGGAGCAGCACCAGGGAGGAAGUGCGGCAGUGGCGGCAGCAGCAGUGGGGCCGGUGGGGCAGCCCCUCCACGCCACCGCCGGCGGGGGCUUUGGGGUGCAGCUGGGCUGCCCGGAGGGCCACGCCGCACUGCUGCAGCUGCAGGAGGCCGAGCUCCGCCAGCUGGAGGCCCUGAAGAAGUGGAUGGGCCAGCGGGCCAAGAGCGACCGGGAGUACGCCGCCCAGCUCCACCAGAUGUACAGCCUGGCCGAGAAGCAGCAGGAGAGCGGCCGCCCGACCAGCCUCGGCCAGAUCAGCCAGAGCUGGUGGUCGCUGGUGACCCAGACGGAGGCCCUGAGCCAGCUCCUGCGGCAGCACGCCGAGGCCCUGGCCGCCGGGCCCCUCCACAGACUGGGCCUCCUCGCCCGCGACAAGCAGCAGCUGCGCCGGACCUACGGUGAGCAGUGGCAGCAGCUCAACCAGGAGUUCGCCCGGGUCACUCAGCAAGAGCCGGACCGCCUGAAGGCCCAGUACCUGGCCCACAUCCGCGAGAGCGCCCAGGCCAAGCGCAGGUUCCAGGAGGCCAGCAGAGAGAAGGAGCGUGAGAAGGCCAAAGACCGCUACGUGCGGAGCCUGUGGAAGCUCUACUCCUCGCACAACCAGUACGUCCUGGCUCUCCGGGCGGCCGAGGUGCACCACGCCCACCACUGCCAGCAGAUGCUGCCCGGCGCCCUCCGGUCACUCCACGGCCUGCAGGAGGAGAUGGCCCACGUCACGAAGGAGGCGCUGCAGGAGUACCUCUCCAUCACCAGCCUGGUGCAAGAGGAGAUGGUCUCCGUGCACCAAGCCAUGGGCCGGGCCCUCGAGCGCCUCCAGCCCACCCUGGAGUACAGCGGAUUCACCCCCCAGUGCAGGUGCGGGGGGGAGUCCCAGCCGGUGGCGGCCUUUGACCAAAGCCUCCUGGAGGACCUGGAGACGGAGGGCCUGCGAGCCGGCGAGCUGCAGUUGAACGAGGAUGCUCUCCUGAGAGAAAGCGGCUGCAGCAUGGGUCAGAGAGGCUGCCUCCUCCUCUUCCUCCUCCUCCUCCUCCUCGGCCUCCUCACCUCCGUGGAGGAGGAGCUGGCCGGGGCCACCAGCAGCGCUCAGGACCUCCAGCAGCGUGUCCAGGCCCUGCAGGGCGAAAUCCAGAAGGAAGAAGAGCUUGCCGGAGGAGGAGGCGGCGGCUCGGGCUCAGAGGAGCGCCUCCUCCUGCUGGGGAAGCGGCAGGCCCUCCACGAAGCCCUGCACCACGCCCGGCUGGCCCAGUGCGCCCAGGCCAAGCUCCAGGCCCAGAGGGAGAUGCUGCAGCACCGGCUGGGCGAGCUCGGCUCCAGGGACCCCCCGCCUGCCCCAGCCCUGCAGGAGGACAGCCCGGCUCUGGCCCCCGGGGGGCAGGAGCAGGAACGCGAUGGGGGUCGGAGGCUGGCCUUGGAGGUCCUGAAGCACCACAUCUCCGGCAUCUUCCGCCCGCGUUUCUCACUGCCCCCCGUGGCCCCCGUCCUGCCCGAAGUGCAGAAGCCCCUCCACCAGCAGGCCUGGUACCACGGCGCCAUCCCCCGGCUGGAAGUGCAGCGGCUGCUGCAGGCGGACGGGGACUUCCUGGUGCGGGAGAGCCAAGGCAAGCAGGAGUAUGUCCUCUCCGUGCUGUGGGAGGGCCAGCCCCGCCACUUCAUCCUCCAGGCGGUGGAGCCUGUUGCCAAGGACAAGUGGGUGCUGGACCACGAGGAGGUGCUGCUGGGGGAGCGCAUCGGACAGGGCCACUUUGGGGAGGUGUUCAGCGGGCGCCUGCUUUGUGACAACACACUGGUGGCCGUAAAGACCUGCCGUGAGACUCUCCCGCCGGAGCUGAAGGCCAGAUUCCUGCAGGAGGCCCGGAUCCUGAAGCAAUACGAUCACCCAAAUAUUGUCCGGCUCAUUGGCGUCUGCACCCAGAAACACCCCAUCUACAUUGUCAUGGAGCUGGUUCAGGGAGGGGACUUCCUCAGCUUCCUGCGGAAUGAGGGGGCCCAGCUGAGAGUGAAGGAGCUGCUCCGGAUGAUGCAGAACGCCGCGGCAGGGAUGGAGUAUCUGGCCGGCAAGGGCUGCAUCCACCGGGACCUGGCAGCACGGAACUGUCUGGUGACGGAGAACAACACCCUCAAGAUCAGCGACUUCGGGAUGUCCCGGCAGGAAGAAGACGGCAUCUACUCCUCCACGGGUGGCAUGAAGCAGAUCCCUGUGAAGUGGACGGCACCAGAAGCCCUGAAUUACGGCCGGUACUCCUCCGAGAGCGACGUGUGGAGCUUCGGGAUCCUGCUCUGGGAAGCCUUCAGCCUGGGUGCCACCCCCUAUGCCAGCAUGAGCAACCAGCAGGCCCGUGAGUCUGUCGAGAAGGGAAAGCGGAUGAGUGCCCCCGACCAGUGCCCAGCGGAGGUGUACCAGCUCAUGUUGAGGUGCUGGGAACACAACCCCUCGGACCGACCAACCUUUCGCACUCUCCUCCAGGAACUGGUGGCCCUUCCGAAGAGGCUGCCAUGAGGGCACUAGCCCCAAGGCCGCCCCCCCCCCCCAGCUGCUGACUUUGGGCCUCCUUGCCACAUGCCUUGGCCACCCUCUCCAUGCCUGCCUUGGCUGUUUGCCCCGCUCCCCCGACUACGGCCAAUUUCAAGAUCUGCCAGCUGUUCCCCAGACAGGCCAAAGCCAUAUUCUCUCUGACUCUCUGCAGUCAAGUUUCUCUGAAGCUGACAACUGUAAU
This is a messenger RNA of Gekko japonicus, 2793 nucleotides long. It is a transcript of the gene FES, whose product is annotated as FES proto-oncogene, tyrosine kinase. The record is from RefSeq and is a predicted model, not a curated record. Gene Ontology annotation, biological process: chemotaxis; cell adhesion; peptidyl-tyrosine phosphorylation. NCBI's taxonomy places the organism in Eukaryota, Metazoa, Chordata, Lepidosauria, Squamata, Gekkonidae. Gene Ontology annotation, molecular function: non-membrane spanning protein tyrosine kinase activity; ATP binding. The coding region runs from base 39 to 2576 and encodes 845 amino acids. The transcript is spliced from 19 exons.